Balearica regulorum gibbericeps (East African grey crowned-crane) is the source of this 367-nucleotide messenger RNA. The record is from RefSeq and is a predicted model, not a curated record. NCBI's taxonomy places the organism in Eukaryota, Metazoa, Chordata, Aves, Gruiformes, Gruidae.
GCUAAGCGCACCAAGAAAGUUGGGAUUGUGGGUAAAUAUGGUACCCGUUAUGGUGCAUCCCUUAGGAAAAUGGUGAAGAAAAUUGAAAUUAGCCAGCACGCCAAGUAUACCUGCUCCUUCUGUGGCAAGACCAAAAUGAAGAGGAAGGCUGUAGGUAUCUGGCACUGUGGAUCCUGCAUGAAGACAGUUGCUGGGGGUGCCUGGACUUACAAUACCACCUCUGCAGUGACAGUCAAAUCUGCGAUCAGAAGACUGAAGGAAUUGAAAGACCAGUAGAAGCUACGUCCUGUUCUCCUUGUGAAACAUCCUUUUUUUCCACUGUCAAAAUCUGUCCUUUUAACAAUAAAAAGGUGAUAAUGUAGUGGAA